This is a messenger RNA of Thamnophis sirtalis, 1329 nucleotides long. The record is from RefSeq and is a predicted model, not a curated record. NCBI's taxonomy places the organism in Eukaryota, Metazoa, Chordata, Lepidosauria, Squamata, Natricidae.
CUUCUGGGGCUUUGGAAAAUAGUUCCAUCCCCUCUUCUUUGUGGCAACCCCUGACAUAUUGGAAGACUGCUGUCAUUUGUAAGGAGCAUCUUCCAGCGGGAGGUGAAAGACCAAAUAUUUGUUUGCUUGACAGUAUUGUCCUUGUCAAUAAACCUCACCAAAGGACUUGGGUUCUUUCUGAGUAUGAGCAACAAAUGUUGACUCUGGAAUAUUGCAAACAAUUUUAAUGUAUUGUCCUCUUUCCCUUUGUAUUGUAGGAUUGUGGAGGACAUCUCAAUCGGUACAGGAGAAGAAUUUUGUCCGGCUUUUCAACAUGACCCCGUGGAAUCAUGUCUCUUCGGGAUUCUGAUGGCCAAGCCUACCCAUGAAAUUGCCAUUAUGUCAUCCAGGGAGGCUGACCCAGAUAUUGGAGCCUUUUUAAUCCGCAUCAACCUGGGACAGUACCUUUUCAACUUUAGGGAAUUUGGCUACCACACUCUGCAAGAGUGCGUGGGAAUAAAUGACAGUGUCCUUCAACACAUGGGAAUAUCGCCAACGGGCCACCGUAGACGAAUCCUCAAACACUUGGAGGUCGCGUUUACCAAAAUGCCGGAAGCGUCUACCUCCGGUCAAAGCUGCUCUCCCAAGCAUCCCCUCGAUCCCAAACAGAAGGAAACAGGUGGCGGGCCAUCUGAUGGACAGUCCCAUGCAUCUUGCAUCAGUAACCUUGAAAGACAUCCACACUACACAACUCACAGAGCUAGUCCAGUUUGGGAUCCGGACUCUUCUGACACGUUUGGUCCAAACCUGUUGGCAGAUCCCGCUGCGGUGCCACGAAACCCGGUGAAAAACUUGACGCCGGAGAAGAAACCUUGCACGGGUGAUGGUUCUCUGAAGAAAGGGGAAAAUUUGGAGGUUCAACUUAAUGCCACUCCCAAAGAUGGACCUCUGUCUUCUGCUUUCUCUCUCGCUGAAAAGGAAACCAGCGAGGUGGAACCUCCGCUCUUAUCAGGGUUGGGAAGUUUGCCCGAUGAUCUGCAGGAGACGCCGUUCUUUGAGUUCAAAGGUCAAAUGGUGGAAAAUGAUCUGUACUGCACCCAAAGUCCAUCAAAAGUAUGCGCCAGGCCAACGCGGUCUUUUAUGCUUCGGCAUCGUCCCGUUCCAGAAAUCCCAGGUGUUUCCUCGGAGGCAACUUCAAACAGCUCUCUGCACGAACGAAGAAGUGCCAAUGGUUUAAGUAUCCAUUGUUCUGAGGAUUGUGUUCCGGACAACCGAGAACCAGCUGAAGAAAAGGCACCCCCCAUUUCUCCCUAUGGCGAGACCUUCCUUAUGAUUUCUCCUGAAGACAUG